Molecule: messenger RNA, 2244 nt
Organism: Paramecium octaurelia
Lineage: Eukaryota; Ciliophora; Oligohymenophorea; Peniculida; Parameciidae
Source: the annotation of a GenBank genome assembly
AUGUUAUAAGUUUGCAUAAGAGUUCGUCCUCUUUUAAAACAUGAAAAAAAUGCAUAAUGGUUCGUCAAUAAGAAUAAUAUAAACUCUUAGAAUAAAUCUUUUACAUUUGACUAAGUAGAAUGUGAAACAAGGACUUAAACUCUUUAUAAUAAAAUAGCCAAAUAGAAUGUCAAGAAAGCGCUCAAUGGCUAUCAUACAACAAUAAUGUGUUAUGGAUAAACUACAUCUGGAAAAACAUUCACAACCUUAGGCACUCAUGAUAAUCCUGGAAUAUUACCUUGCGCCUUAAGAGAUGUUUUUUUAGAUGACAAUGUUAAAUGUUCGAUUUAGUACGUUCAAAUAUAUAAUGAAGUUAUUGAUGAUCUUUUGGAUCCAAAAUGCACAUCUUUGCAAAUAAUGAAUGAUUAAAAAUGGGGUACAACUUUACAAUUGAAAUAAAUCCCAGUCAAUAGUUUUGAUUAAGCAAUACAACUACUAAACGAAGGAGAAGAAAGGAGAAUCUACAGAGAGACUCAGAUUCAUGAUAAAAGUUCAAGAUCACAUACAAUAUUUCGGAUUUUUAUAGAAAAUGGCUCUCGAUAUUCAUGCUUAAACAUAGUUGAUUUAGCUGGGAGUGAGAGAGUGUCAUCAGAAAAUGACAUAAAUCAUGAGACAGGUUACAUCAAUAAGAGUUUGUUAGCAUUAACCAACGUUAUCAAUUAAUUAACAGAUUAAAAAUAAUAGCAUAUUUCAUAUAGAGAUUCAAAAUUAACAAGGCUGCUUUAGAAUUCAUUGGGAGGGAAUUCUAUUACUGUUCUUAUCUGCUGUAUCUCUCCAGGAAAUAAUACAUAAACAUUGUCAACUUUGUAAUUUGCACAAAGGGCGAAGAUUGUGAAAAACACUCCUAUUGUAAAUGGGGAGAAGCAGACUUAAGAAUUUUAGGACUAACAGUUUCAAAGUUCUUGUUAUUCAAAUUUCAACAUUUUUACAUAUGUUUAGUCUUUAUAAUAAUCAAAUAAGUCUUCGUUUUAAACUUUACUCAAAUUAGAACAAAAGUAUUAAAAUAAAUACUCAGAACUUCUUUAAUAAUAUUACAAGGAAUUAAGUAAAUUCACAAUAAAUGAGUAAGAUUUAUAAGAUACCAUAUCUACUUUGGGAAGAAACAUUGUAAUUUAAUUAGAAGAGAUGAAAUAAAGUAUAUCUGAUACAAAUAAUGAAGAUUCAUAAUACAAACUAUUAAUUUGGGGAUCAGGAUAAGAUGGAAGAUUGGGACUUGGUGAUGAAAAAACCUGUAAAAUUCCUUAAGAAAUUAACAAUUAUAAAUUUUCAUAGGUAAGUUGUGGAUUCCACCAUACUUUGGCUAUUUGUAACGGUUUUAUUUAUGCGUGGGGUAGAGGCUAAAAAGGAUAGUUAGGAUUAGGAAAUUAUGAAACUAUUUUAACACCUAAAAAAAUCGAAAACUUAAGAAAAGCUACUUAAAUUGCAUGUGGAUGGUAACAUAGUUUGGCUAUUUGUGAUGGCAAUUUGUAUUCUUGGGGUUGUGGAGAUGAUGGACAAUUAGGAAAUGGAGACUGUCAAUCAAUCAACUAACCAAUAGCUAUUCAAGAAGAUGUUGAAUCCAUCUAUGCUGGCCAUUCAUAAAGUGGAUUCAUGAAAGAAGGAAUGCUUUACACGUUUGGAAAUAAUCAGGAUGGAAGAUGCAUGAUUGACUCUUUAGGAAUUCUUACAGAACCAGAAUAAGUGCCUUUGAACGAUAUUAAAUCAGUAAGUCUAGGGGUAUCUCACAUGGGAGUUGUUACUAAUGACGGUUGUGUUUAUAUGGCUGGAACUUCUAUAGAUGGCUAAUUAGGAACCUUUAGUACAGAUGACGAAGUGGCGACUUGGUUUACUUAAUUAGAUAAAUUUAAUAGUUCAAAUAGGGCUUCUCAAAUUCAAUGUGGAGAUGCUUUUACCUUGGUCUUAAAUACUAAAGGAAUUAUCUAUGCCUUUGGAAAGGGUUCAUUUAAGCGGUUAGGAUUGCCAACAACUGACAAUAUUUAUGAACCUACUCCUUUACCCAUUUAAGGUGAUAUGAUUGUUGCUGGAUGUAGACAUGCUUGUACAAUAACAAAGAAUGGGUAAGCAUAUAUGUGGGGAUUCAAUUUUCAUAACUAACUUGGUCUUGGAUAAGAUGAUUUAGAUUAGGAACCAAUUUUGUUAAAAAUUAAUAAUAUCAAAUAAAUUUCGCUUGGUUACUUUCAUUCAGCUGCCUUAGUUUCAAAAUGA